CCAUGUGAGACAAUUACAAUGGUUGAAACAGUACAUACAACUAAGGAUAAUGUUACAUAAGAUAAAUCAAUGUGUUAGUGAGGGUGGUGAUCCCUGCGUAGCUCCCAGGGUGCUCACCAAGCAGUACUCCACGUGAUAGUCAGACCAGCAGACGAUGGCCUUGGAAAAUGAUAUUAAAAAUGCUCCUGACACUGAGAAAGAAGGAAUUACAGCUGUCAAAGAAGAUGGGGAAGAGACGAAGUUGAAAGCCCUCACCAGGAGCGACGAGACGACAGUAAAUGUCAGUGAUUGUGAAACUGGGGAUGGCUAUGAGAAAGCUGAAACAGAGACGCAGGAAAAGAUAAGGGAAAACACAAAUGAUAAAGAAGAGGCCAAAAGCAAAGAUAGCACAAGUGAAGACAAAAGCAAAGAUAGCACAAAUGAAGAUGACAAAAGUAAAGAUAGCACAAGUGAAGAUGACAUAAGCAAAGAACACAACAGUAAGGAUGAGAAGGACAAUGAAGACAAGGAUGGAUCAUUAUCACAAGAAUAUGGGUUUACAGUAAAGAUUCGUCCCCCUACCGGGGAUCACUUUGAAAUCCAGGUGAGCAGCAUGGAACUGGUAUAUGAGAUACAUCAGCUGUUGAUGGAUCGUGAAGAUACCUGUCACCGCACUUGUUUCUCUCUGCACUUAAAUGGCCAAACCCUGGAUAAUUUUGCUGAACUCAAAAAUGUUGAAGGUCUUAAG
Cherax quadricarinatus is the source of this 727-nucleotide messenger RNA. NCBI's taxonomy places the organism in Eukaryota, Metazoa, Arthropoda, Malacostraca, Decapoda, Parastacidae. The record is from RefSeq and is a predicted model, not a curated record.